Molecule: messenger RNA, 2602 nt
Organism: Lutzomyia longipalpis
Lineage: Eukaryota; Metazoa; Arthropoda; Insecta; Diptera; Psychodidae
Product: N-acetyl-D-glucosamine kinase
Exons: 3
Coding region: 1002-2072 (356 amino acids)
Molecular function (GO): N-acetylglucosamine kinase activity
Source: RefSeq, a predicted model, not a curated record
AACAUGUCCCAUGCAAAUCCAUACGUCAUGUUGUACCGUAUCAGAUGCUUUGCGGUAGUGGGCGAAAUCCGUGCUAGAAAUGUUCCUUCCGGCUUGUUUUUGUGCCUGAGAUUUUAAUCCUUUCUCCGGGAAUCAUGCAGCUCCUGGGAAAGCCCGUAUGAAUCUGAUGUGAGGGGUGUGUGAGGAAGAAAAUGACGUGAAGCUGCGGAUUGCGGGGUAAUUGCGAUAUCGCCACACACACCAUCCGUCGCGAAUUUAUUUUGUAUGCCUCUUUUUGCUGAUUUCUCGCCGUUGGAAUCAAGGUCAGUGAGAUUUGGGGAAGUCGUACAAGCCUCCAAGAGAACUUGACCUUAACGCAAUAAGAAGUAAUGAAAUAGAAUCAGAAAAUCUCAGAGAGAUUUACAUCCCGGAAGAUUACCUGAGCACGGAGGGAUCAGCUUUGGAAGUAGGAAGAGUAGGAGGAUUUUUGGGGGAAUCUGUGGCACGGUGUAUAUGUUUACCUGGAUAGCCUUGUGGGUGGGGUGAAGCGUGGAGAAUUUUGCACGGAAGUUACAGUGAAAGUAACAACCAGUGGAGCCGAAGAUUGUUGGAGCUGUGGGUUCGGGUGAGUGGAAGUGGCACGAAGAGUCACACAGCCAUUCACUACAAGCACUUCGCCACGGAGUCACAUUCCUCCAGCAGCAGUCACUUGGAUCUCGGCACACAGCCCGUACGUGCUCUCACUUCUCUCUCAGUUUUGGAGUACAAUAAGCGCAAUUAGCUGGUUGAAACACCUGUGAGAGAUCACAGCAGGAGUCUCCGGUGGAAUUCAGGGAGUGCCUACGUGUACGUGAUCUCUCUGUGAUUUUUUUCGUUGAGGCACUUUUGGGUGAAAAGUGUGUGAAAAUACUAAUUAAAAGAAAAAGAAAAUUUCGUGCUCUCUGAAAACGUUAUUAGACCUAAUUAGCAAAUCCAAGUGAGAGCAGCAAAAGUUCCUGAGGACUUCCUGUUGGAUCUAUUUUAUGUUCUUCUGCCGCAAUCUAUGCGCAAUGACAUCAACAUACAUUGGUGGAGUCGAGGGUGGUGCAACACACUCAAAGUUGAUUAUUUGCGAUGAAACGGGUGGCAUUGUGGCAUCCGUCGUUGGCCCAGGGACAAACCACUGGAUGGUUGGUAUCCCUGAGUGUGCUCGACGUAUUGCUGAAAUGGCCACGAAGGCUAAAUCUGCGGCCAAUAUUCCUCAAACGCUGAAGCUAAAGUGUUUGGGAUUGAGCCUGAGCGGAUGUGAGCAGGAGGCUACGAAUAAGGGUUUGGAAGCUGAGCUGAAGAACUCUUGUCCGAGUUUAGCUGAGAACUACGUUGUUUGUAGUGAUACAGUGGGUAGCAUUGCAACGGUAUCCCCCCUAGGUGGGCUGGUUCUCAUCUCUGGGACCGGAUCAAAUGCCCUACUACGCAAUCCCGAUGGAUCUGUGUACAAUUGUGGUGGAUGGGGUCACAUAAUGGGAGACGAAGGAAGUGCCUGGUGGAUCUCUCACAGAGCAAUGAAAAUUGUCUUUGAUGAUCAGGAUAAUUUUGUAAAAAGCGUUCAUCCCACAAAUACCGUUUGGCAGCUAAUGAAGGAACAUUUUAGCGUUGAGACGCGUCUUGAUCUUCUCGAUCAUUGCUACGCUAAAUUCGAUAAACCCUUCUUUGCGGGGUUGUGUCUGAAAUUGGCCAAGGCAGCAAAUGACGGAGAUCGCCUGUGUCAGCAACUCUUCAUGGAUGCUGGGAAACUCCUGGCCAAAUCCAUCAUAGCCCUACUUCCGCGUGUUAGCGAAGAACUCGUCCGAAGCGGAGAGUUGAGUAUUGUCUGUGUGGGAUCAGUGUGGAUGAGUUGGGAUCUCCUCAAAAUGGGUUUUAUCAAGGAAAUGAAUACGACCUCCAUUAGCUACGGACUCACCCUAAAGCGACUGACUCAGAAUAUGGCUCUGGGAGCCACCUAUUUGGCCGCUGAUGCCAUUGAAUUCAAUCUCCCACGCGACUAUGCCAAAAACUACGAAGUUUUCUACAAGCACCACAAUACAGCCGCCGUCAAUGGGAAUGGGAUUGAGUGAAUACGUAAAUUGGGAAGCUCCUGGAUCCCCACCCCAAGUGAAUCUCUUUGUGUGAGAGAUCCCAAAAGUUUGUGAAGAGUUUUUCUUUUUUAAGGAUAAAGGGAAGGAGGCACGGAAGGAUUUUCAUCAAAACUUUAUUAUUUUAAAAACUUUUUGAUGACUUAAAAAUCUGUAAAACAGAAUUUUUCCUGCUUAAUACUACUUAAAUUUUAUAAGGCAAAGAGUCCUAAUGUGAUAAGACAGAUAAAGUUUGAGAGAGAAGAAAAUAUUAAUCUAAUCUACGACCAAAUAAAGUGAUAACGUUGUUAAAAAUUCAGAAUUUUUGCUUCAAAUUGUCCAGAUAAAAUGCAGGUGAAGUGUUUGGUCACUUCCUUCUUUUCUCAAAUAGAAACUUCUUAUCAAACCUUAUCAAGAUAAGAGAAUUUCUUAAAUGAGUUAUUUUGGGGGAUGUUUUGAUGAAAAUUCUUAUUGCAUGAUCAUUCAAAAUGAUUCCUUUUAUCAAUAAAAUUGGAUUUUAUUGUAAGAAAAAA